Polyodon spathula (Mississippi paddlefish) is the source of this 1325-nucleotide messenger RNA. RefSeq names its product grancalcin-like. The coding region runs from base 230 to 856 and encodes 208 amino acids. The record is from RefSeq and is a predicted model, not a curated record. Lineage: Eukaryota; Metazoa; Chordata; Actinopteri; Acipenseriformes; Polyodontidae. The transcript is spliced from 8 exons. Gene Ontology annotation, molecular function: calcium ion binding.
GGCGCAAGAUCAAAUCUGGGAUCCAGUACAACCGGCCCCAGUGAACAAUACAGUUGUCUCUGCAGACGCGGCACUAUCAGGACACGUCGGGAAUCGCAGCUUGCAAGCAUCAGCAGCAGCAAAGGGCCGAGCAGGCGAAACCCACGACAUUCGUUCAUUUUUUCGAAAAUCCGCCCGGACAGAGAUCGGAAGACCAAAAAAGAGGACAUGUCCGGGAAAAACCGGACGUAUGCAUGGAGGUUAUGGAGCACCUAUGCCAGGAGCUCCAACACAUGGGAUGCAAAUGGUAGCAGGACCAGGGGGAUACCAAGCCUAUGGGGCAUAUCCUGGAAGUUUUAGUGGUGCCCCAGUAAAUGACCCAAUGUGGAGUUAUUUUACUGCAGUUGCAGGGCAGGAUGGUGAAAUUGAUUGUGAGGAGCUUCAGAGAUGCUUGACACAGACUGGCAUCAGCGGUUCCUACAGUCCAUUCAGUAUCGAGACCUGCAGAAUCAUGAUUGCCAUGCUGGAUAGAGAUAUGACCUCGAAGAUGGGAUUUAAUGAGUUUAAAGAGCUUUUUGGGGCUUUGAAUCUCUGGAAGCAGAACUUCAUGAUGUUUGACCAGGACAGAAGUGGUACUGUGGAACCACAUGAAAUGAGCCAGGCUGUUUUAUCAAUGGGAUACAGAAUUAGUGCUCAGACACUGAAUGGGAUUCUAAAGCGCUACAGUAAGAAUGGCAGGAUUUUUUUUGAUGAUUAUGUGGCCUGCUGUGUAAAGCUUCGUGCUCUUACAGAAACUUUUAAGAGGCGAGAUAAUAUGCAACAAGGAGUUGUAAACUUUCCCUAUGAUGAUUUUAUAAUGUGUACAAUGGCAAUCUGAAUGCCAGUUAAAGCUGAUCAUUGAUGACCAUGCCAUUGAAGCAGGAUUGUUAAAUCUGAGUGUACCAGCUACCCCAGGACAUUGGACUGCUUGAACAUGGUGCAGUUUGAACACUGUGUUUGUGUGUUAAAAUAUCAGCAAGGGAAAACUAUACUUUUUUUUUUUAUCUUUUAAAUCUAAAAACUGUAAAGGGCAUUUGUACCAUUUUCUUGUUUUGUAUUUUAUACAUAACCCACAAUUCAGAAUAUAUCGGGCAUGUUUUAUUGAGAUUUGUGUACAAGGCUGGCUAAUUUGUAAUGUGACAUGUUUAAACAUAGUGUUCUGUGUUAAGAUUCCUUUGUGAUUGCUGAUAUAAUAAUCAUGUGCAAUUCAUCCUUUUGGGAUAGUUAGAGGAAGAUGCUUUACCACCAGUGUUAAAAAGCAAACUUCUUAUAAUGUGGCAAACAAUAUAUAUAUAUAUAUAUAUAUA